GUUUAGUCUGGCCUCUACUCUGUUCUUAUCAAACUCCGGCCCAUCACGGCGAACAGGCCGAGCUCUAUAAAACCGCCGUCAUCAUCAUCUCAUCGCAUCUCAUCGCAUCUCAUCUCAUCUCAUCUCAUCCUCGCCAUGACUGACUACGACGUGCUGAUCAUCGGGGCGGGCAUGUCCGGGCUCUGCGCCCUGCAUCACAUCCGCCAACGCUUCCCUCACUGGCGCCUGCGAGUGCUGGAGGCCGCGUCGGACGUGGGCGGCACCUGGUUCUGGAACUGCUAUCCGGGGGCGCGCUUCGACAGCGAGUCGGUCUCGUACGCCUUCUCCUUUGACCAGGGCCUGCUCGACGACUGGCACUGGAAGGAGUCCUUCUCGCCCCAGCCCGAGACGCUCAAGUACCUGCAGUUUGUCGCCGACCGGCUCGACCUGCGCCGCGACAUCCAGCUCAACACCCGCAUCGUCUCGGCCCGCUGGCUGGACGCCGAGCGUGCCUGGCGCUUCACCGACGAGGCCGGCCAGGCCUAUACCACCCGCUUCUACGUCUCCUGCCUCGGCUUCCUCUCCAACCCGACGCUGCCGGCCAUCCCGGGCAUCGACUCGUUCCAGGGGCGCGGCUUCCACACCUCGCGCUGGCCGCAGGACCUCACGGUGGAAGAGCACGGCCAGGCGUUUGCCGGCAAGCGCAUCGGCGUGCUCGGUACAGGGGCCACGGGCAUCCAGACCAUCACGGCGCUGUCCAAGGUGCCCGGCCUCGGCUCGCUGACCGUCUUCCAGCGGACCGCCAACUGGUCCGCCCCGCUGCACAACAAGACCAUCUCCGUCGAGGAGAUGGCCGAGAUCCGCAAGGGCUACCCGCAGGUGUUCCAGCAGUGCGCCGACACGCCCACCUGCUUCAUGCACCAGCCCGACCCGCGCCGGUCCGGCGAGGUGACGCCCGAGGAGCGCCUGGCGCUGUGGGAGCGCAUCUACAGCCAGCCCGGGAUGGCCAAGUGGCUGGGCGCCUUCAAGGACACCUACACCGACCGCACCGCCAACCAGCUGUACUCCGACUUCAUGGCGGCCAAGAUCCGCGCCCGCGUCCACGACCCGGCCACCGCCGAGAGCCUGAUCCCCAAGGACCACGGCUUCGGGCUGCGCCGGCUGCCGCUGGAGAGCGGCUACUUUGAGGCCUACAACCAGCCCAACGUGCACCUGGUGGACCUGAAGAAGACGCCCAUUGAGCGGGUGACGGAGACGGGCAUCGAGCUGGUCGACGGCACCCACCACGAGCUCGACAUCCUCAUCUACGCCACGGGCUUCAACGCCAUCACGGGCGCCUUUGUCAACAUCGACUGGCAGGGCAAGGACGGCGCGGUGCUGAUGGCCAACUCGGGCACGCCCGCCGCCGACCACGCCGUCUGGCUCGACUACCGCCCCCGUACCUAUCUGGGCAUCACCGUGCCGCGCUUCCCCAACAUGUUCAUGGUUCUGGGCCCGCACCAGCCGUUCGGCAACGCCCCGCGCAGCAUCGAACAUGCCGUGCAGGUGGUCGUCGACAUGCUGGCCACCUGCGAGCAACACGGAUACACCUAUGUCGAGCCGACCGAGGAGGCCGUCGAGGCCUGGACCUCGCAUGUCGCCGACUGCAGCGAGGGCGCCCUGCUCAACGAGAUCGACAGCUGGAUGACCGGCGUCAAUAAGAAUGUCGCCGGCAAGACGCAGCGCAACGUUGCCCGCUAUGCCGGCAGUGCCAUUGAGUUCCGUCGGAGGUGUGCCUUGAGCAAGGAUGCCGGAUGGGACGGGCUAGUUUUUGCAUAAUACUUGCUAAUUCAAUAUUAAUCUUUCCCAGUUAUCCACGUAGUAUUAGAU
Penicilliopsis zonata CBS 506.65 is the source of this 1848-nucleotide messenger RNA. RefSeq lists its product as hypothetical. Gene Ontology annotation, molecular function: NADP binding; N,N-dimethylaniline monooxygenase activity; flavin adenine dinucleotide binding. The transcript has a single exon. Lineage: Eukaryota; Fungi; Ascomycota; Eurotiomycetes; Eurotiales; Aspergillaceae. The coding region runs from base 136 to 1797 and encodes 553 amino acids. The record is from RefSeq and is a predicted model, not a curated record.